Messenger RNA from Cyphomyrmex costatus, 549 nucleotides. Its product is annotated as transcription factor Adf-1. Gene Ontology annotation, biological process: regulation of transcription by RNA polymerase II. NCBI's taxonomy places the organism in Eukaryota, Metazoa, Arthropoda, Insecta, Hymenoptera, Formicidae. Gene Ontology annotation, cellular component: nucleus; transcription regulator complex. The record is from RefSeq and is a predicted model, not a curated record. The transcript has 2 exons. Bases 145 to 549 code for a protein of 134 amino acids.
UGGCGUUAACGCAGAAUGAAGGAAUAGAGGAACAGCGUUAAGGAAUAAUGACGAAAUUUCAGCGAACAACUAGACUUUAUAUUGUGUGUGUAUUGUAACGUAUUAUAUACAGUUAUACACUAUUGGAUUGGUAAGUUAAAAAACAUGUGUGCAGAUCACGUAUAUGAUAGUGACAACAUAUAUUUCAACGACCCAGUAAAUCAGAAUGACAAUGAAAUAUGUGAUUUGACUGAAAACAAAGAUGCUGAUCAAUUAUUAAUUGAUUUAGUAAGGUUAUACCCACAUUUGUGGGAUAAACAAAAAAGAGAUUUCAAAGAUUCUGCAAAAAAAGAAACCUCUUGGGAAGAAAUUUCCUCGAUUCUGAAUCAGUCUGUAAGUGUUUGUCAAGCUAGGUGGCAACGAUUGCGCCAAUAUUAUGCCAAAGAACGGCAGAAACAAGAAUUGGAAAGUAGAAGCGGAUCAAAAGCUGUUAAUCGAAUGCCUUGGUAUUUAUUCUCUAUGAAUUUCUUGGAUAGUCAUAUGUAUAAGAGAAGGUGUGUAGGAUUUUAA